Fonsecaea monophora is the source of this 3501-nucleotide messenger RNA. RefSeq lists its product as hypothetical. Bases 1 to 3501 code for a protein of 1166 amino acids. Gene Ontology annotation, cellular component: nucleus; cytoplasm. The transcript has 6 exons. NCBI's taxonomy places the organism in Eukaryota, Fungi, Ascomycota, Eurotiomycetes, Chaetothyriales, Herpotrichiellaceae. The record is from RefSeq and is a predicted model, not a curated record. Gene Ontology annotation, molecular function: protein binding.
AUGGACCCGCUAAGUUUAACAGCCAGCGUUGCAGGUCUGCUCAGCCUUACCAUCGACGUCACCGAGAUCCUCUCCAAGUACAUAAGAUCGGUCAAGAAGGCUGAGCCAGAAUCACUCGAGCUCAGACAAGAGCUUUGUUCACUCUGUGAAGUACUGAAGCAGCUUGACCAAUUCCUCGAUGGUGAGAACGGACCACCCCCACGGUUCAAAGACACUUCAGCCUUGUUUACUUCGAUCCAAACCUGCCACGCAACACUCAAUUCGCUUUCAACAAUUGUACAGAAGCUCCCGAAAGAAAGCUCGGAGAAGAAAUGGUACCGAAAGUUAAUCUGGUGUCUCCAACGUGAUGGGAAGAUGGAUACUAUCGCCACAAUCCGGCGCUGCAUCCAGAUAUUCCAAUUCUCGUUGACAAUAGAAGGAUGUGAUGUCCUCUCUAAAACCCUGGAUGAGGUUCUGGUAAAUCGUGAAACGCAGCUAAACACUUCGAAAAACGUCACGGAAAUCGUGGAGCUUGUCAAGAAGAUUCAGACCGAUCUUGACAAAAAAGGGAGUUUGCACGACAGUCAGAUGAGCCAACUUCAUCAGCGUCACAUGGCCGAUGAACGACAGAAAUUGCUGGAAUGGAUCGGCGGCUCAACUAAUCCAUCAUCUAAUCAUAACCGGGCUAUGGCUCAGAGAGAGCCAGAGACUGGUCUCUGGUUUCUGGAGUCAGACGAUUUUAGCGGCUGGAUCAAAUCGCCGGGCUUGCUAUGGCUGCACGGAAUUCUUCUCUGCUCAACGAUCAUCGAGGCUGUUAAAGAAUUGUGUUCUGACGGCACAGCUGGAAAGUUAGCCUAUUUUUACUUCAACUUUCAGGAUUUCCAAAAUGAUUCUCACAAGGAGGAUCUGUCCAUGUCCGCUCUACUCCGGUCGCUGCUCAGACAACUCUGUGCCAACGAGCCCACACUGCCGGAUCCAGUCCAAGCAAUAUGCACUCGGCACCGCGGGACCGGAUCAAACCCUACCCAUGAGGAGCUAACGUCUGCCUUGGACGCUGUUAUUUAUCACCUGGCCACAGAUGUUUAUAUCAUACUGGAUGCGCUCGACGAAUUUCCAGAGAAUACAAACAACGCACAAAGGAAAAAAUUGCUCAAAUGGAUCACCUUAAUGGUCGAUGGUCGUUUCCAGAACCUCCACAUCCUGACAACAAGCCGAAAAGAGUGGGAUAUCGAUGCGGCUCUAGGAAAUCUGGCAAAUGGGGGUCUCUCCAUCCAGGGCUCUGCGGUCGACGGUGACAUCCAAAGGUACAUACAAUCCUCUCUGGAGGAAGGUCCACUUAGCAGAUGGCGGGACAAGAUCGAUAUCAGAGCUAGCAUAGAGACGAGGCUCACAGAGGGGGCUAAGGGAAUGUUUCGUUGGGUUGUCUGCCAGCUUGACAUGCUGGGGGAAUGCACAAACGUCAGCUCCAUUAGACAAGCACUGACCGAGUUACCGGAGACUCUCGACGAGACAUAUGAGCGGAUACUGAACGCAAUUCCAAGAACAAACAAGGUCGAUGCUCGAUCCAUUCUUCAGUGGCUUGUAUACUCGAAACGCCCUUUGACACUGGAGGAGGUCGCAGACGCUGCGGUUCUGAGACCUGGAGAUGACCCGAGUGACCCGGAUGAAUUAUGCAACCUCUCAGAAGUUUUGCGCAUUUGUCGCAGUCUCGUUACACUGUCGACGGAGAAACAAACGGAGAAACACUUUACCCGGAGGGGUUAUUUGGAGGUUGAAGUGGUCAGGUUCGCCCAUUUCUCCGUCCUUGAAUACUUGACAUCUGGACGAUCGGCCUACUUCUCUGUUUCUGCCACCGAGGCUCACAACUAUAUUGGCGAAUGCUCCAUUUCGGUUCUCCUUCAGUUGGACCAGCCUUCACAAUCAAAUAAGGAUGCCGACGCAAGGCCAGUGACCGAAUACGCAGCGCAGUACUGGCACAAACAUGUCUGCGAGGUUGAAAAGGUAACCGGCGGACUUUCGAAAAUUUCGGACAGUGCAUACCGGUUCCUCGGCGAAACUUCUCCUCGUUGCUUUUUGAGAUGGCUCCAGAUUUUUGAUCCUCGAGAUUCUAUAAAGGAAGACAUUUUCAGAUUUUUCGCACCCCCCCGGCCGACAGCGUACUUCCCGCUGUUCUACUCGUCGCUGCUAGGCUUAAAGCACGCCACCCGCCGCCUGAUCAAGAGCGGAGCUGACGUCAACCAGCAAAUUCCAGGGUAUGUUAGUGCACUUCAUAUUGCUGCGGAGAAGGGUCACUAUGAGAUUGCUCAGAUUCUGCUUAAAUCCGGAGCAGAUGUCAACCAGCAAACUCCAGGAUAUGGUAGUGCACUUCAUGCUGCUGCGAAGAGGGGUCACUAUGAGAUUGCUCAGAUUCUGCUUGAAUCCGGAGCAGAUGCCAAUCGAUGGGCUAAAGAUUAUGGCACGCCAUUGGAAUGUGGCGUAGCUAACCAACAUCUGAGUAUCUGCCAGCUGCUUAUCGAUCACGGGGCCGAUGUGAAUGCUGCCACCACACAUGGCAAUGGUAGUGUCCUGCUGGCGGCCUUGGAGCGACUAGGCCCGUCCACAUUACAUAGUGUCGAAAUCGUGCAGCUGCUGCUUACCCACGGUGCUAACGUCAGUGCUCGGACGGCUAGAGGCUGGGGAGGAGAGCGCACAGCUCUAGAUUUAGCCUCAGCAAAGGGUUUUCUCGGAAUUGUCCAAUUACUCCUUGAUAAAGGGGCCGAUAUUAAUGCUCCGGGUAGAUAUCAGGUCGGUACUGCUCUACAGGCAGCCUCGGCAUAUGGACACCUUGAAGUUGUUCGACUACUCCUUGAUAAAGGGGCCGAUAUUAACGCUCCGGGUGGAAUUAACGUCGGUACUGCUCUACAGGCAGCCUCGGCAUGUGGGAAUCUUAAAAUUGUUCGACUACUCCUUGAUAAAGGGGCCGAUAUUAAUGCUCCGGGUGGAAUUAACGUCGGUACUGCUCUACAGGCAGCCUCGGCAUAUGGACUUCUUGAAGUUAUUCGACUACUCCUUGAUAAAGGGGCCGAUAUUAAUGCGCCGGGUAGAUAUCAGGUCGGUACUGCUCUACAGGAAGCCUCGGCACGAGAUCAGGUUGAGACUGUGCAGCUAUUGCUCGAACAGGGGGCAGAUGUCAACGCUCCGGCUGGAAGAAAGGGCACUGCUCUGCAGACGGCCUGCGCGAGAGGAGCUGUCCAAAUGGUUCAGUUGUUGCUCAAACACGGUGCGGAUGUCAACGCGUGGACGGAUUAUUUGUGGCCUCCCGGUCAUCACGGAAGAGAAGAGCCCAGCACCGCACUGCAGUGUGCGUUGGUGGAUGACCGUGCGGAUAUCGUGGAGCUGUUGAUUGAAUAUGGCGCAGACAUGAAUGCGACAAAUGAAAAUGACCGCACAGCGCUGGAUUUGGCGAAGGAGUGGGGAAAGGAAGAAUCAAUCAAGGUAUUGGUCGAGCGCGGAGCGACAGAGAGAGACGCAGUGUCAGACUGA